This is a messenger RNA of Symbiodinium pilosum, 396 nucleotides long. NCBI's taxonomy places the organism in Eukaryota, Dinophyceae, Suessiales, Symbiodiniaceae. The record is from the annotation of a GenBank genome assembly.
AUGACCCAGCACUGGGAUGGCCGGCGCGGAGAUGGGCAUUCCGGCAGGGUCUAUUCAGUGGCCUUCUCCCCGGAUGGAUUCCAGCUGGCUACGGGUGCUGUUGACAAGAAGGCCAAAGUGUGGGAUACUCGAACUGGGGCCUGCCUGCGGUGCUACAGCGGUCACACAGAUCUUGUGAAUUCUGUUGCGUUUUCUCCGGAUGGGAAGCUCAUAGCGUCAGCUUCAGACGACUUUACCUCCCACAUAUGGACUGCGGAUACCUCACAGGGCCGCAUCGCUUCCUACAGGCACGACACUGAAGUGCUCUCCCUUGCCUUUGCAGGACAUGGCCAGACCCUGGCCACUGGCUCGGGCAAGGGUUCUAUCCACCUUUGGGACCUGACAGCGCAUGAGGAG